AUGACGGCAAAGUCGGCCAAGGCUGACCGGAAGCAAUUUUGGGCUCAAAUUGCAACGCCCACUGAAGAGGCCUCGAACGUUGGUGACACUCGAAAACUCUACGAACUUACCAGCCAAGUUUGUGAUGAGCCCUCUACACUGAGUGACUCUGUUCGCGACGUGAAUGGCGGCUUUAUUGUUGACAACUCGGCCAAAGUCGAGCGCUGA
Molecule: messenger RNA, 207 nt
Organism: Spirometra erinaceieuropaei
Lineage: Eukaryota; Metazoa; Platyhelminthes; Cestoda; Diphyllobothriidea; Diphyllobothriidae
Source: the annotation of a GenBank genome assembly